Molecule: messenger RNA, 411 nt
Organism: Microthlaspi erraticum
Lineage: Eukaryota; Viridiplantae; Streptophyta; Magnoliopsida; Brassicales; Brassicaceae
Source: the annotation of a GenBank genome assembly
AUGGUAUUGAAGCUAGGUUUGUUGUGCUCUCACUCCGACCCAAAUGCUAGACCAACUAUGAGACAAGUGUUGAAUUAUCUAAACGGAGAUGCAAAGUUACCAGAUUUGUCACCGUUGGACUUACGUGGGAACGGGAUGAUGAUGAUGGGACUCCACCACAAAGUUAGUGAGAUCCAUUUUGUGAUACUUAAAAUACUUAAAAUGUGCAAAUCGGUCCAUUCCUCUCCUCUGUCAGCUUUUGAUCCCGAGAUCUUACAAGGAGAAGCAAGCGAAAGCGGCGAGGAGGAGGAUGAAGAUCAGAAGAUGAUCGGAAGAAGAUGGGAAGAAGAUCUGAGAAGUAACCGUGAUUUCCCUGAAGUCGAGCUCGAUGCAAAGAGAGAUGAGCUCAGAGAUUCGAUCGGAAGAGGAUGA